This is a messenger RNA of Corylus avellana, 2390 nucleotides long. The record is from RefSeq and is a predicted model, not a curated record. NCBI's taxonomy places the organism in Eukaryota, Viridiplantae, Streptophyta, Magnoliopsida, Fagales, Betulaceae.
AAGCCCAUGCAAAGCCAUCUCUGUCGGAGACGGAGAUGAUACGAGCUAACUCACAGAGUCAACUCGUUCUCUCGCUUAAACACCUCCAAUGCAACUCACCAACCUCCUCAGCUCCAUUAGAAAACCCCCAAUUCUCUUCCCCAAAGCACUCCUCAAACCCCCCAACUCGGCCGAGUCAAACUCACACCGACUCACCCUCUCGCGGACACUCCAAUCCAAGACCCUGAAAACCCUAGAAUGGCCCUUGGUAUGCAAGCAACUCUCCUCCUUCACAUCGACCCCCAUGGGGUUCUCCGCCAUCCAAAAGGCCCAAAUCCCCUUGGGCCGAACCAGGGAGGAGAGCGAGCAGCUUCUGGAUCAGACUGCCGCGGCAGUGGAAGCAUCGGAGACGAUGGAUUCUCGCACGUUGGAUUUAUCGGGGAUCGAGGACGUCUCGGAGAUUGUGGAUUCGGCUGUUUCCGGUGAGUUGCUCACGAUUUCGGAGCUCUGCGCGAUGCGGCGCACGCUGCGGGCGGCCAAGGCAUUGAUCGAGAAGCUAGAGCAAUUGGCUGCGAACGUAGAUUGCCCUGAAAGGUACUUGCCCCUGCUUCAAAUACUUAAGAACUGCAAUUUCCAAGUGGAGUUAGAGCGUAAAAUAGGAUUUUGCAUAGAUUGCAAUCUGUUAAAAAUCCUUGAUAGGGCUAGUGAAGAAUUGGAGAUGAUCAGGUUAGAAAGGAAGAGGAACAUGGAAAGUCUGGAUUCUCUGUUGAAGGGAGUCUCAUCUCAGAUUUUUCAGGCUGGGGCAAUCGACAGACCUCUCAUAACCAAGCGACGGUCUAGGAUGUGUGUGGGUAUUAGGGCUUCCCACCGAUACUUACUUCCAGAUGGUGUAAUAUUAAAUGUUAGUAGUUCUGGUGCAACAUACUUUAUGGAACCCAAAGAGGCAGUGGAGUUGAAUAACAUGGAAGUGUGGCUUUCAAACUCUGAGAAAGCUGAAGAGAGAGCAAUUUUGAGCUUGCUUACAUCUGAAGUAGUGGAAUCAAAAAUAGAGAUCAAGUAUUUGUUGGAUAGAAUUUUAGAAGUUGACCUUGCUUUUGCAAGAGCUGCCUAUGCUCGGUGGAUGAAUGGUGUCUGUCCAAUUUUCACUUCAGGGGGGGAGGCCUUAAAUUCUAAUGAAGCAGAUUAUGCUUUAUCAGUAGAUAUUGAUGGUAUACAACAUCCUCUGCUCCUUGAGCCCUCUCUGAGAAGUUUUUCAGAUGUCUUGACAUCCAGCUCUGGCAAUGCAAUUCAGUUGGGUGAUGGAGAUGGUGCAAUGACUUCUGGAAGUUUGUCAGAAGGUGUAUCUAAUUUUCCUGUGCCAAUAGACAUUAAAAUUGAAUGUGGAAAGAGAGUGGUUGUAAUAUCAGGACCAAAUACAGGUGGGAAAACUGCUUCGAUGAAAACAUUGGGCCUGGCAUCUCUUAUGUCGAAGGCUGGCAUGUUUUUGCCUGCUAAGAACUGCCCAAGGCUUCCAUGGUUCAAUCUUGUUCUAACUGAUAUUGGAGAUAACCAGUCUCUGGAACAAAAUCUCUCUACUUUUAGUGGCCACAUAACGCGGAUCUGUAACAUGAUGGAGGUGGCCUCAAAAGAAUCACUUGUCCUCAUUGAUGAAAUUGGUAGUGGAACUGAUCCUUCAGAAGGUGUGGCCCUUUCUACCAGCAUCUUGCAGUAUCUCAAAAACCAUGUUAACUUGGCUGUUGUGACCACUCAUUAUGCGGAUUUGAGUCUCCUCAAAGAAAAGGAUAGUCAAUUCGAGAAUGCAGCCAUGGAAUUUUCACUAGAAACCUUACAACCUACUUAUCAGAUCCUCUGGGGAAGUACUGGUGAUUCAAACGCGUUAAGUAUUGCUAAAUCAAUUGGUUUUGAUCUAAAUAUAAUUGCACGUGCACAACAGUGGGUGGGGAGGUUAAAGCCAGAAAAUCAGCAAGAGCGGAAAGGUUUGUUAUAUCAGUCACUAGUACAGGAAAGAAACAGAUUGGAAACUCAGGCCAGAAGAGCUGCAUCUCUUCAUGUGGAAGUUAUGGAUCUGUAUCAUGAGGCAUAACCCGUAUCUGCAUGCUGGAAUUGAACCUGUGACCAAGUUUUCAUUUAGGUAAUUCUUAUGGUUGUCAAAUAUUCUGUAUGUUCCUGUUUGGUUGAGAGUUAAUUUAAGUAGGGUGCUAAAUUAAAUUGAAGAGAAACUAGGAUGACAUAAUUUGAUUGUGAAUGCUGCCAAAUUUCUUGAAAUUUGUAGAACUGAGGCUAUUUUAUCCCUUUAUAAUUCAUUUUUAAAAUUUGAAAGCAGCAAUCUAAACCUUGGAUGGAAACUAUGUGGAAUUUGGCAAGGUUAGAGCACGCAUUAAAAUUCAAACAUAAUUUUUUAUAUGAAGCUA